Molecule: messenger RNA, 610 nt
Organism: Calliphora vicina (urban bluebottle blowfly)
Lineage: Eukaryota; Metazoa; Arthropoda; Insecta; Diptera; Calliphoridae
Exons: 3
Coding region: 82-573 (163 amino acids)
Source: RefSeq, a predicted model, not a curated record
CAGCUCCAAGGAAACAGUCUUUCCCAUUUGCAAAGCAUUUAAACUUUAAGUUAUUUAUUAAAAAUAUUCAAGUUUAAAAUAAUGUACGGAAAAUUUAUAAUUUUUACGGUUGUCUUGGCAUUUAUGGCCCUGCAAUUAGUUCAAGCUAAAGACUCUACUCAUUCAUCAACACACUCAACAAAACAAAAUGUUACCCAGUGCUAUAGCUGUGAUAGCCCCAGCUCUUGUCGUAGUCCUCAAAAACUAACCUGUGAUCAAAAGAUGGCCAAUGCUACAAUCCUGCAACUGGCAAAACACUUUUCAAAUGUUGUAAAUGUUGCAAGCACUCAAUUUGUAUGUUUGAAAACUAGCUAUUCUCACAAUAACAUAAGCAUUAUUGACAUUAGAGGCUGCCUUAAUGUGGGUGUUAAUGCCUGCGGUUUGCGUCCUUUAAAUACUACUUUGAAAACGAAUAAAUGUAAAACUUGCCUAACGAAUUUGUGCAAUCCAGCUGGAACUUUCUCUUCCAGCUCUGCUGCCAUUAUAUUGUCUUCAGUAUUGAGUUUAGUGUUGUUGAAAUAUGCUCAUUUUUAAGUUUAACAAUUAAUAAAGAUUUUUGAAAUUUGCAAAA